UGUUCACUCACUAGCGAUGAGCAACAACAGCUCAGUGCUUGAGGGUGAAGUCUCGGCGUUUAUUAAAGCUCACUCCAGUUUUUUGACAUGUUUUCAUCUAUUUUUAAGAAAACCAGUCUGCCUGAAGGUCCUCCUCUGAGGAUUGUGCUGAUCGGGAAGACUGGUGUGGGGAAGAGUGCCGUUGGUAACACCAUCUUAGGCAAAAGAUUAUUUGAGUCCAACGUGAGUUCAGAGUCAGUGACAGAAACCUGUCAGCGAGAACGAGCUCACUGCUCCAGACCCAUCUAUGUGGUCGACACACCCGGGAUCCUAGACACAACUAAGAGUGCAGAGACCAUAAGAAAUGAGAUUGCAAAGUGCAUCCAGAUGUCGUCUCCUGGUCCCCACGUCUUCCUGCUGGUCCUUCAGAUCGGAAGGUUUACCAAAGAAGAAGAAAACUGCGUCCAAGCCCUGGAGAAGCUCUUUGGACCCCGAGCCUCAAAUCACAUGAUUGUUCUCUUCACUCAUGGGGACAAACUCGUUCAGCGGGACAUAUCUAUACAGGUGUAUUUACGGAACAGUCACCCGAAGCUUCAAGAGCUCCUGAGUCGGUGCGGGAACCGCUUCCACGUCUUCAACAACAAGAACUACAAAAACAGAACUCAGGUGAUUGAACUCAUCAAGAAGGUGGAUGAAAUAGUGGCUGCAAACGGAGGAGCAUUCUACACAGACGAAAUGUUCGAAGAAGCACAGAAAAGUCAGCAGGAGCAGAAGAAGACAGACGUGGACAAGGAGGCUGUUUUCAGCUCGUACUUUAUGGCUCAGCUGCUCCAAAAAGUCAUCAUAUUUCAGAUCGUUCUGGUUGAAACACAGAGCAGCACACACCACAAUCUAAUCAAGUCUGAAUUUAAAUGAUUUCACAACAACAAACAGAAAACUUUACAACAUAACAUAUACUGUAUCUAACAUAAUUCCUCAAUUUUUAUAACCUUCCUUUUUAUUAUGUCACUAAUAAAGUGGUUCUAGUUUGUAUGAUUUUAAGAUGCUGCAGCUUUGUUCAUUAAAGACAUUAUUUAACUUUGUUGUAUCUCUGUAUGUAAAAUAUUUCAUUCAAUAAAUUCAAAUGCUUGUAAGUAAA
Molecule: messenger RNA, 1117 nt
Organism: Betta splendens (Siamese fighting fish)
Lineage: Eukaryota; Metazoa; Chordata; Actinopteri; Anabantiformes; Osphronemidae
Product: GTPase IMAP family member 9-like
Exons: 1
Coding region: 88-894 (268 amino acids)
Molecular function (GO): GTP binding
Source: RefSeq, a predicted model, not a curated record